CUACACUAAUUUUCUCUCCUCUCUCUCUCUCUCUCUCUUCUUUUUCUCUUGCCACCCUUUGCGUUUUCUGCCUUGAUUCAACUUCGAUCUUAUGGACUCACAGACACGCGUGUUCUCACCUAUCAUCCUGUUUCAUGAAAAUGAUGCUAUUUUACAAGAUGACCUAUCCGUGAUCCAGCCCCACAAAGAUAGAGUGCAUCAUAUGUUAGAGUGCAACGAAAAAUACUGGAGACACAUCAAACAGACGAAUCCAGCAGAGUCAAGCUCUUCAUCCUCUUCAUCCGACACGAGCUCCCCUUCACCUUCUACUUCGGAUGACCUUCAAGCCCACAAACGUCGGCGCGGCAAUUUACCAAAGCCCGUCAUCACGUUACUGCGAACUUGGCUCAUCAAUAACAAACGACACCCUUAUCCGAGCGAGGAAGUUAAACGACAUUUGGCGCGACAAACCGGGCUGACCAAGAGUCAGAUUAGUAAUUGGUUUAUCAAUGCACGAAGGCGUAUUUUGAAAGAAAUGAUUGACGUGAGUCAAGAUGGAAACCCUCUGGCGAAAGGACGACGGCUGCCUAGAGGAAAGCGAGCUACGAGCGUGGAGGACGAGUGAUAUGGUUGUUUCUUAUGGCGACACUCUUUUUUUUUUUGUACAUAAUCUCAUUAUUUGUCUGCCCGUUGUAUUUUUUUUUCUCACUUCAAAACAUCACUCAUCCUCUCCACUCACUCACACACACACAUAUUUUAAAUACACUCUAUAUAUUUAUCUGUG
This is a messenger RNA of Umbelopsis ramanniana AG, 763 nucleotides long. RefSeq lists its product as uncharacterized. The record is from RefSeq and is a predicted model, not a curated record. Gene Ontology annotation, molecular function: DNA-binding transcription factor activity, RNA polymerase II-specific; RNA polymerase II cis-regulatory region sequence-specific DNA binding. Bases 92 to 604 code for a protein of 170 amino acids. Lineage: Eukaryota; Fungi; Mucoromycota; Umbelopsidomycetes; Umbelopsidales; Umbelopsidaceae. The transcript has 3 exons. Gene Ontology annotation, biological process: regulation of transcription by RNA polymerase II.